Molecule: messenger RNA, 1392 nt
Organism: Spodoptera littoralis (African cotton leafworm)
Lineage: Eukaryota; Metazoa; Arthropoda; Insecta; Lepidoptera; Noctuidae
Source: the annotation of a GenBank genome assembly
AUGCGUUUACUACCAUUUUUGUUCAGUAUAUCGUCGUAUGUCAGUCAAGUGCUGUCUUCCUACUGCGGCAUCGACAGGUCACCAACAUCGCAUCUGUAUAUGAGUACAGCCAAAAUUGAGGAUUAUCCUUGGUUUGGAUUACUAUCCUAUCCUAUAGGUAAGAAACUGUUCACAACCUCAGUGGUACUGGUCACCAGGCAGAUGGCGCUUGCAUCUGCUGAUGAAAUUGAUAAAUUGCCCAAGGAACACUUCAGGGCCCAAGCUCGAGUGAUCAUUGGAAGAAACUGCAGAGGAGAGAGUCCUUAUAUCCGCAUACGAGAGUACACCUAUCAUUCGGAUUUCUUCAAAGACAAGGUCAAUGCACUAGCUAUGAUCCAGCUUGAAACUGAUCACAUCUCUUUUAAACUGCAACCGAUAUGUGGACCACCAAUGAACUUUCAGAAUGACACUUUCUACGCGAUGCUGUUAGACGAUGAUUGCCAAAAAGGUGAACUUUCGAUAUACAAAAUGAAGUACGUACCAUUUCACCACUGCAAGAGCUACUACAGACGGACAGGGCUGGAUUUUGACACGUUAUGGCCGUCACACACGACAUGUGCCCAGAGUGUGACAGGAGGUGAAUGCGUGUGGCGUAGUGGUGCCCUACUCGUCACCAGGGUGGAUCAUCGGUGGAGACUGUUGGGUUUCGGAGUGUAUGGCCCUGGUUGUCAGGCCCCGGCCAGGUUCCUAGACUACGGCAUGUACCACAAGUGGGUGAAAGAGUCAUUCGAGGAUAUUGGGAAGCCUUCUAUCUCCACGGUUGCGGAGAAUCACCUCGUCAUGCGAAGAACUUUUUCCAAGAUACAGCGAUUUGGUGAAUGUGAUAAAGAAGAAAAACAGUAUGAUAUAUUCACAGAUGAAACAGAAAUCUCCAAAGAUGUACAAGGAUCCUAUAAAUAUAACUUGACGCUCGUUGCGGGCAUGGAGUACUCGUGCAUGGAAAUCAAAGCGCAAUAUCCUCCCGAUAAAGUUGGCAAACCUAAAUUAAUGGUUCGCAGGUGGUGCGCAGGAGAUCAGACAACUGUAGUGUGCUAUAGCGGAACACAAUUCAUUGAAUUAAAUUUUUAUGUGGAAAUAGAUUUUGAUAAUAGUUUUAUAUUUCAAUUGAAUGCGUACGGACAACAAAUGAAAGUUAUAGAUCCAAUGCUUGCUCAUAGAUACAGGAACGCUAGAACACGCUACCCUCCAAGACCCAAAAUAAAAAGGUUGUGGGGUCUUCUUAAAAAUCUGUCACGCAGAAAUGUGUAUUAUAAGGAGCCGAAAUAUAGUAAGAUAAAUAGAGAUCAUGGAAAAUGGGCGUUUAAAUAUCCACUUAUAUAUUUGGAAUCCGCUCGAAGCGAAGAGCACAAAUAG